Aspergillus terreus NIH2624 is the source of this 675-nucleotide messenger RNA. RefSeq lists its product as uncharacterized. The record is from RefSeq and is a predicted model, not a curated record. The transcript is spliced from 2 exons. Lineage: Eukaryota; Fungi; Ascomycota; Eurotiomycetes; Eurotiales; Aspergillaceae. Bases 1 to 675 code for a protein of 224 amino acids.
AUGAACACAGAUGAAAACAAGAUCCUCCUGCACGGCGCCGGCCUCCAACUGUAUGUUUACUAUCUCCUGGACAAUGGCCAAUCGGACCUCCGCAAGAAAGGACUCGUGCGGGCAUAUAAUCUGGCAACGGAGCUCAUCACCACGUUUACGACCCUGGCUUCAGCGCACGAGCUCCCCGAGCAUGGACCAGUAUCCUAUUUCCGGGUGCUAUGCCUCGCCGCCAUGUUCAUACUCAGACUUUGCUACUCAAAUCUGAGCGGGUCCCUGGAUAUAGAUAGUGGAAAAAGCGCGUUCAGCUCCGCCAUUUGCCUCACUCGCCGGAUAUCGCUCGAGGACAAUGACCUCCCGGGCCGCAUGUCCAGGAUCCUGACGCAGCUGUGGAGCGCGCAGAUGCGCAGUGGCUCACGCGAUAAAGAUCCCAGUUUGAAGCUCAAGACGCGCAUGGCAGCGAGUCUUAUCCAUGAUUCAUUAUGGAUGUGGCGGGAAGAGUUUGGUGGUCAGAGGAAUACGGCGCAGACACCUCCAGUUGGUAUGCGAAACCCGGAUCUGGCUGUGCAGAAUCUUACCGUGGGGAGUACGCAGGAUGAGGCUGCUGUUGAGGGUUGGACUUUGGAAGAUAUGAUCGAUGCCGAGAUGUUGGCGCUGCUUCCGUUUAGCUUGGAUGGCGAACCUUGA